Messenger RNA from Armigeres subalbatus, 4561 nucleotides. RefSeq lists its product as uncharacterized. Bases 1751 to 3235 code for a protein of 494 amino acids. The transcript is spliced from 10 exons. Lineage: Eukaryota; Metazoa; Arthropoda; Insecta; Diptera; Culicidae. The record is from RefSeq and is a predicted model, not a curated record.
CGCGGCACGGCGCUCGAGAAUCAGUUGCAUUUCGGCUUUCGACACUUGAACAGCUCUUUGGCUUUAACUCAAAUACACCGGUUUGGUCCAUGGGGAUUGACUGUUGGUGGAGUCUUUGGGUGUUGUGAUUUUAAAGGGCCAGUAGGUCUUCGCGAAACGGGCUUUUUUCGGGUCUUUCGCGCUUGUUUUCGCGGGUGAAAUUCUAGUGGAACUACAAAACAGCAAGCGAUUCCAGUGACCGUAGUGCUACAUUUUUUGUGUUUCGUUGCAAAGAAUCCUUCCUCGGUUGAAGGUGGAGUUUAUCGGCGAAGAGAGUGUUGGGGAAGGCUUUUGGUAGCCUUGGGGAUAGCCGUUAAGUGGCGAAGAAGGGUGGUUUUUUGUAUCUCGAAGUUCAAGGAAGUCACGGUGAAACAAGAAACGAAAUUGUGAAUGUUCUCAAGUGAUUUUGAGAUAACUUAGUGGAGGUGAUCGUGUAUUUUACUUAAAAAUUGGAAGAGAAGAUCUCAAAGUCAGCAUUUCUAUCAUCUAGCAGGAAUACAUAAAAAGGUUUGCAGAUUCCCAGCCUCUGACAGUAAAUUUCUUCAAUUUCAAUUCGUUGAUUGUGCCGUCGUGGCCGCCCGGACAGACGUGCAGCAAGCAAAGCGAAAUAGGUAGUGGCUGGAGGUGACGCGAAGAAAGCAAAACAACGGUGCGUAAAUGCCAAAAGCCACCGAAAUUCGCACAGCGUGAAGUCAAAGAAGGCAUAAACGACGACUACGCCUACAGUGAAACGAACCAAAGUCAUACUCUCUUUAUCAUCGGUUUGCGAAAAAUAUCGAAUUGCUCCCCACGCAAACAUCUAUCCGGGCAGCAUUCAUUGUGGACCCGCCGCCGCCGCCACUCAGCUGUUAUCGCUGGAAAUUCAUCUCAGCCGCUGCUGCUCGGUCGAGCGCAUAUCUCUAGGCACCUAUAUCUGAGUCACAGGUUCGGUACUUCAGCGGAUAGGAAGACAAAUACGGCACUCGAAAGGUAGCGCCGGUCGUCACCGAGUCGUAUAAUUGGUGUUUCUCUUUUGUUUCACGAUUUGGGAGUUUUGUUUGAACAGUUCGUUCGCGUACGCGGCGUUUUUUGGGGCAUCGCACCGGGCGGGCUACGGAAGAACUUUCAGUUGGUUUCGGUCGGAGAGCCGAAACAAAAAGUGUUCACUAGCGGUGAAACAACGGAAUCGUUAGUUGCUAGAGCGAGUAUCUUCUGCAAAACGAAUAAAGCGAUAAACAGCGUGAAAGAUAUUGGGCAAGAUCCUCUACCAUCCUGGACAUAAUCCAACUUGAGCACCAACCUCGCAGUGACACACCCAUAGCGCACGCAACAACUGUUUGCAUCAUCAAGCAAAGUACCGGGUCUAACGCUUCACCUCGCAGUAUAGCAACUGAUUCCACCCCGAAGGAAACACUUCGCGCCACACCACCCUGGAUUGGAGGUGCUCAAAACGAAUCAGCAAUCAGCGUAGGGCAAUCGUGGAACGAAAGCGUUGCAUUGGGAACCAACUGUGAAACGGCGGUCCACACAAGAAACAACUUAUGAAAUAAUAGACCGAUGUUAUUUGGGAAAGAUCACGUCUACUGAAAUAGGCAGAUAAAGGGGAGAAUUGUGUUUAUUGAAUGUCGUUAUAGAUAAUCGAUUGCAUCGAUUAGGUCGAUGUAUAAUAGCUUUUGAAGGAGACGUACAGUCUGAGCAAGAAAACCGGCUAAAGGAUAACACAAUAGCAAUAAUGAGCAGUCGAUCCAUAACAAUUGCGGCAUCGUGUCUGCUGACGGUGCUCCUCGCGGUGGGCACAACCCAGUCACAGCAAGUCUUCCAGCAGCACCAAAACCUGGAGCAAUACGACCCGAGCGCAUUGCCGCAGCACACGGCCGCCGGGGAGCACAUUUCCGGCCGGCGCAUCAAACGGAUGUACGCCAUGUGCCCGCCCGGAUUCAACCGCAUCGGCAACGAGUGCUACUACAUUUCGCGCAAUAGGGAAAACUUUCUCGAUGCGCACUUCGAGUGCAAGGAUCGCAACAGUAAGCUGGCCGAGCCGCUGAAGUUCGACGACAAGAGCCUGCGGAAGUAUCUGCUAAAGUCGAGAGAGAAGAACUAUCUUUGGAUCGGUGGAAACUACAAUUGGAUGGCCAACAAGUGGCAGUGGGGCUAUAACGGAAAGGAUAUCGGCUACCAGUCCUUUAGCCAAAUGGUUCCAGGGAGCAGCCAGGAUUUGAGAUACCACUGUGCAGUGCUUAACCCUGACCUCAAAUUCAGAUGGUCAGCUAAGCUAUGCACAGAAAAAUUGAACUUUAUCUGCCAGCACAAGAUGCCGCUCGUCAACAGUCACAGCCGCGCCAAGGUCUACACCAGAUGGAACGCAACCUUCCCGAACGAAAUGGCCAAUGAGGUGGAAGUUGUGGUAGCUGACCAACCGCGUAGCAGCACCCUUAAGGACUUUUACAGAACAAAUGUCAAUUCCAAGAUGAACUUGACCAGAUUGAACAGAAAAUGGAAAAAGUUUAACCGAACCCAGCGAAUCAAAGGUUAUCGCAACAGGAACCAAUCUCAGCCAAGGAAAGAUUUCAUCAGCAAUGAUAUCGUCCAUCGCCCGGUGGUAGAAUAUGCUUCCGAUAAUUCUUACAACAAUAUCAAUGGUAAUGGAAACGGAAACGACUACCGCAAUGGAAAUAGCGUGCCUGGUCGUCGUUUCAACGUGGAUAUCCACAAUCCAAAACUCCGUAAGGAUUAUCGCAUGAACGAGGUUGAUGGCGAAUACAGACCUCAUCGACACCAUCCAACAACCAAAGCUCCUCCCACUACCGAGACAACCACCACCACCACCACCACCAGCACGACUACUACCACUACAACAACUCCUGUGCCAGAAACAAUCCCCACUGAGGCUUUACAAGUAGUCACCGAAAGACAGCAAUCACUGCGAUUAACGAAAGAGGAACAGAAAGCUUAUCGUGAUCAGAUACGUGAGCGGCUGGCAAAACUCUCACCGGAAGAACGAGCGCAGUUUGAGGCCAAGCGAGCAAAAGCUACCAAGAAAUAUCAACACACGACCAAGCCCCAACUGCUGUCGCACGAUGAGAGAAAGGCUCGCCGUCACAAGCUUCGGGAACGACUAGCAAUGCUCACGCCCGAAGAACGCGCCAUGUUCUUCGACGAGCGUGCCAAGCGAAAGCAGUCCAAGAAACGCCACCUCCAGAACGAAACCAUUCCGUAAGAGUGCUGCCAAGCAGCCGGUCGUCGACUUCGAAACGAAAGAACUAAGCGAUAAGAAAUUGCCUCAACAGCAACCACAGAGUCCUUCUUCCCAAGGCGAGAGGGAGAUUGUAACUGACGCUGGGGAUCCAAUCCCCGGUGGUAUCUCUCGGUAACUCUACUCUAGAUUGACCAAUCUACUAGAAAGAAGCAAAACAUUUUAAAUAUGUAGUGUAAAUCGGUUCCUAAGUCUGUCCCUGUACGUACACUGUCCUAUCAGAUAAUCUAACGUUCGCCGGUAAACAAAAAAACUUACACAUAUCCUUUCUACUUCUACUAGCUAUAUUAGAAAUUAAGACAGCAAUCUUUCGAUCCUUUGGACUUUUUAUUCUAUUGAACGCUUCUGUAAUGUCAUUAAUUUAACUAAGUUCUUCACGAACACAAUACCUAUUAUAGAUAAGAUGUUAGAAAACAAAUAUUACUUGACAAUUACCGUCGAAUCCAAAUAAACGAAGUUUUUUGUUGUUAAAUUUCCAAUUUAAAUUAUACAUUACUACUAAAAGAGAGAUAUUUUCUAAUAAAUAAAAAAUCUAGAGAAAAAAAACAAAACAAUGUCAACCAACAGUCAUUAUUUGUUAAGUUCAAAAGUUAUAUAUACAUAAACUAAAGUGAAUUAAGAACCAAUAUUAGAAAAGCAAAAUUCAUAACUUAACAGCACCAUUCAUUAGGGUAAAAGAAGCAAUCUACAUUAUAGAGAACCAUCAACAGAAAAUCGACAUUUCAACAUCAGUAAGUGCAUCGCAUCCCAGUGAGAGCUAAUGCAAGAAUACAAGUUGAUUUACUGAACAGGAAAGCAAAAAACUUAAACAAGAACAUUAACAAUUUGCCAUAUUAACAUUAAGUUCGAAACUAAUAAUAUAUGCGCAAACACAAGCUGAGACGAACCAUCUCAUUGUUAAUAAUUAGAUAUCAUUGCUAGAUGCUACUUUCUUGAAGCAAACUCUCUCAAUCUCCUAGCGUAGUGCGUAGUUUUAAACAACACGAAAGGAUAGCCUGUAAAACUAAGCCACACCAACAAAAGCAACAGAAAACUAAACUAUCGGGAAGUGAAAUUAGUUCAAGGUCAAAGCGGUAGUGGUGAGGCAAAUAUACAACGACAUCUGUUGGCAGCAGUAUUUUUAGGUUUCGUAUUUGUUAUGAUCUGAGAACAAAGCAAAAGAAAGCAACAAAUCUUGUAACCGCAUUGAAAUGAUGAGAAAAAAAAGUGAUAAAAAGAUGUUCGAAUUACAAGAAAAAGCAAAUUAUUAGGAUCGAAUUGAGAUUGCAAAUAAAAUUCUUAAGAGAGCGA